This is a messenger RNA of Odontomachus brunneus, 5077 nucleotides long. Its product is annotated as tricalbin-3-like. The coding region runs from base 548 to 4150 and encodes 1200 amino acids. NCBI's taxonomy places the organism in Eukaryota, Metazoa, Arthropoda, Insecta, Hymenoptera, Formicidae. Gene Ontology annotation, molecular function: lipid binding. The record is from RefSeq and is a predicted model, not a curated record. The transcript has 20 exons.
UGAAUCAUAAUUAAGACACACAAUGGAGUUGUGUGUUUAAUCUCGUCUGAUUAUCUCAUUUAUUGAGAAAAGAAAAUCGUCUCGAGGAAAACACAAUUUGUAGUUAUCGUUAUCGUUAUCGUUAUUGUUAUCUUCUAUUCUUCUGGACACUCGUAAUUCACAAAUCCAUGAUAUAUGUUGGUGCUUUCCGAGGUGUAAAGGCUUGCGUGCGGAUUUCUCGAGCUACGCCCGGCCGUUUAUUGCGGCGAUUAAUCGCGGUCGCGAAAACCCGUCUUCCUCUCGGACUUUCGCAUGUAAACUGCCUGGAAAACGAGAUGCUCGCCGGCUCUUGGCUGGUCGACUGUGAAUAUUCGCGAGAGUUGACGAUGUUUCGGUCACGGUGAUAUGAGAAGUGAUUGCUCCUAAUACUGCCCGGCCAAGGAGGGAAAGCCCGCCGCUAUUCGUCCGUUUAACGUAUUGCACAUUUCCGGGAGCCAAACGAGUCCGAUCGAUAGUUUUAUCGGGAUUGAGCGACCGGUAAGGAGGGAAGCGCGGGGGAAAAAAAAGUAUGCAGCUACUUUCCAGCUUCAUGGGCCGCCACACGAAGCGAGGAGCUUCCUUGAAAAAAGGAAAGCGCGAAUCCAUCGGAGGCGGGAAUCUUGUUGGUAAUUGGCCGUCUUCAACAGGGGGUCCGGUCAGGCCCCUUAACAGUACCGUUGGGUACGGCGUUGCGACGGGGGGCGCCAACAUGACACCCGAUGAUCCCGCACCCGACGAAGAAUUCGCCCUCGCCGUCGCGCAAAAAGCACAGAGAGACGCAGAGGCAAUCCGCACAGUUCUCUAUCUCGGAGUGGCGCUCACGAUCACCUGGAUAAUAGGAGCUGCAGGACUGUCGCUGGCGUGGCUGGUUCUGGUCCUGGCACUGGCAGCGACGGUCGUUAAAGCGAGAGUGUCUCGACUCCUUCAGACGGAAUUGCAGCACGAAUUGGCCAGGUUACGUAGGAGACGGGCGCUGUACAAAGACGAGACCGCCGAGUGGCUCAGUCUACUCCUCAAUAAAUGGUGGAGAUUCAGCGCCGCUAGUAUAUUUUCCUUGGCAAAGGAACGACUGGAGCCUCUCCUUAAUGAAGCCAAACCCGGUAUACUAGGUCCAUUAGAAUUGCGCGAACUCACCCUCGGCGAGCAGACACCGUGCAUUACUCGCGUGAGAACUCUCGAUUACUGCAAUGACGAUGAUCUCCCUAAUGGACAUCAUUCUGGGCAGACCAAACUAUCCAUUGAAGCCGACCUGCGGCUGGACUGCGAGCAAUUCCGUAUGCUCAUUACCACGCGGUUAUUUGGUAAAGGCGUCGGGAUGGACAUCGACCUGGCGGUGGAGAAGUUGUCGCUGUCGGGCACGAUUCUCGUCAAUCUGAACCUGAACACAUCGGCGCCGUUCCCGCACGCGACCGGGCUCAGUGUGAGUUUCCUGGAGAAGCCCGACGUCUGGUUCAGCGUGAGGAUUUUACGAGCGGUGCAGAUGAUGGAAGUACCUCUGAUCAAGACCUGGAUCCACGCGGUGGUCACAGACGCGUUGGCUAGUUGGCUGGUCGACCCAGGCCACCUGGAAAUGGAUCUGAGGGCGCAAGAGCGACCCGGUCCCGGACUGGAUUCCGUGACUAAUUCCAUGCCACAAGGGGUGCUCACCGUUGUUCUGUGUCAAAGCGGCUGCCCCGCGAACAUCGCCGAUGAGGUGAGAUGGCUCGCGGUAACAGUGGGUGAUCAGAGACGAAUCACCUCGAAUUUAAGUAACACAUGGGCCGAAGACGUGUCCUUCUUGGUCGGGCCAUUGGACAACGAGAGAAUCACGAUCAAGCUGAAAGCGAAACGACUCGUUAGUACCAUCACUCUAGCGCAGUUUGAGUUGGCGUUGGGAGUUUACGACUGGGAGAACUCGCAGGUUGUCGAAACCUUGUUGCAACAGAAGAAACCGUCCCGUAAUAGCGCUAGUAUUCCAAAUAUCAAUGCGCGGCUGGAGUACACCGCCCUUCCGCACUUGGAUCCCGAUUUACCGCAACCGGACUUAACGGUCGAUAAUUUACAUCUUGCAGUGUCGCGAGAUUCUUACCACAGAGCGAACAAAGCAGGCGUACUGGUGGUUUACAUUCAUUCCGCCGACAAUCUCAACAGCGACACCACUCAGUGUAACCCUUACUGCAUGUUAUUCAACAAUCGGAAGAAGGUGAAAACAACACACUAUGUCCGCUCAACCACUUCACCGGUUUGGGACUGCAGAGCACAGUUUCUAGUGCAAGAUUACACUCAAGUGUCGCUGAGCUUCGUCAUUUAUUCGUGGAAUAUAUCAAAAUCGGUAGACACAGAUAUGCUUGGACUGGCUAUGCUGUCGUUGUCUCAGGAAACGACUUGGGUCGUCAGAAAAGAACUUACGCUCAAUGGUUCCAACAUUAUCUCCACUAUGACAGUCUCCGUUCUGUUUUAUCCUGUCAAGAGUAUACAACAAGUACUUACUAGCCGUAGGAGCAGCAUAGUUCCAACUAUAAUAGACGACGAGCCAAAAAUUAAACGGAACAGUCUACCGUGGAUGCAACAAGCUAAACUGUUAUUAACACAUAAAGAUGUCGAUCCCGCCUCCUCCGAUAUAUCCAGUCUACUCUCCACCGGAAGUGGCUUGAUGGAGGUGACGCUGUUACGCGCAAAGGAUCUUGUCGCGAAAGAUUUGAAUGGCUUCAGCGAUCCUUUCUGUGAAUUAAAGCUGAACAACGAUACGAAGUACAAGAGUAGCAUAAAAAAGAAAACGCUGAAUCCUUGCUGGGAUGAAAGUUCCAUCAUGGGCUUACCGAGAGCCGGAGAAACUUUAGAUAUCGUAUUAUGGGAUCAUGAUACUUUUGGCAUGAAGGACUACCUCGGAAAAGUAUCAUUGACUCUCGACGAUAUCAGAAAGUUGUCAAGCACCGAUCAGUCCCAUUGGUUCACGCUCAGGGGAACCAAAACGGGAUCUGUGGAGCUGAAAAUCAAAGUCUUGUCGGAGGAAUGUGAGACGCAAAGUACAUACGCAACCAGCAACAUCAGCGACAACUCCUCCCGUCUUAACACUGAGCCGGAUUCUUUGUCGAGUAUCGUGCGAAGACCUUCUAUGGAGAAGUCCAAAAUACGCCUGCAUUUAGAUCCAGUAGUGCCACCACCGCCUCCACCGCGCACUGUCACUCUUCUGAAACCGACUACGUCCAGCCAGUCUGAUAAAGCCAGCGUGACCAGCAAAGAAUCGAACGAGGUAAACGGGACAACAAGUUUCUGGAUUCCGAAAGUCAUCGCGGAAUCCGCCGCAGAUAAUUCCGUCGAAGAGGCCGACACGAGCAAAAACGGGGAGAGACGGUCCUCUCAUCACAGUCUCACACCCAGUCCUGAGCAGAGCUUCGGAAAGAAGUUACCACAAUACAACAGUUUCCGCGUGAUGAAACAGAAGGUGAAGAGGGGUUUAAAACUUCGUAGAUUCCGAUCGGAAGUAAAUAUAGAGGAUAAAAACGAGAACAAAGGCAUCACGUUGAGUCUAGAGCCUAGAGGCGGAGGAGAAGCCGAUGCAACAGAACUCUUGUCGGAAUCCGGUCUGGCUCACGCGGUGUCACAACCAGAUAUGCUGGGUAGGAUAAGGCAGCCCAGCCCGCGAUUAAGAUUGAGACCGAAUGAUCUGAAAAUCGUUAACGGUACUAGAGAGAAGUAUUCUGGUGUGGAAGGGAAGGUUCUCCAAGCACAAGGCCUUCACGUGGCGCAUAUCGCCCAAUUAUAUUGUCGCGUGAAGCUUCAGACAUGCACCAGUCCAGAUAAAAUCAUGUCAGCUAAUGGCGGUAAGACCAUCGCCAAAUCACGACUACUGCCAGCUAUGCCUAAUCCCCAAUUCAGUAUCGAUUUCCAUAUAGAAGGUGACAGCGUACCGAGACAAGCGUUACUAAUAUUUGAGAUCAGGAGUGCCAGCAAGGAAUUGUUGGCUAGUCGGCGUAUAACUUUACACGAAUUGCUAGGGGUGUCCGCAGCUAGCGACGAAAUUCACACGUGGUUGGCGUUAAAUAACGGAGCCUCGUUAGAAGUACAAAUUGCUCAUGGAAAAGAGCUUAAGAAUAAAUCGACGAAAAAGUUGUUUCGCUCUUGGUCGGUUCAUCGGAUAGGAAAAAUAUGAAAUUCAAAGAAAACGACAUAUUGCUGUUGUACAACAUCAAUCUAACAUACACUAAUAUAAAAAGAAGAGAAACAAUGAGACUUCUUUAACUUGUUUCGGGAGACAACAUCUAAUCCCCGGAACGCGCAUUCCAAUAUUUCUCGCGUAAAAAAUACGCAUAAACGAGAUUAUUUUUACAAAUAAAAACUAUGCACAUCAUUCUUUUUACGAACUUUUAAUGACAAUACUUAAUAUCGUACCAUUUCCAGCAUUUUAAUAGCAUUCCACAUGAUGUUCUCCAAUGUUUUGUACAAUAAUAUACUAAUAAGAAGUUUCAUUCUUCAGUACAUCAUUUUUGUGACGAGAAAUUGUUUAAGAUAAAUUACACACACACACACACACAUACACAUACACACACAUAAUAUAUAUAUAUUAAGAGUUCUAAUUUAUGUAUAUUAAGAUUUUUCUAAUAUUUGCAAAAUUUAAUACAAAAGAUAUACAUUAGAAUCAAUAAAAAUGUAUUGAAACAUCAUUUCAUUCUCUUUGUAAUUGCUGAUAUAUUACAUUUGUACAUUUAUCAUGCAGCGUGCAUUGCUGUUUACAAUACAAUAUAUGUAACAUAAUAUAAUAUAAUAGUAGUAGUGUUAUAACAGUAAGUGUAUAUUUUGUAUUAUUUCAAAUACAAUAUUAUAGAUAUAAAUAUUUCAGAGUUUAAUUGGGAGGAAUUACUUCUUUCAUAUCACAAUUAUCGAAUAUUACAAAUAUCAAAUGUAUUUCAAUACAUAUAAAUCUUCUUGUAUAAGUGAUUAUAUCAUAUAAAUGACACACUUUUAGUCUUGUUUCUCAGUGUGCAUACACAUUUUUUAAGCAUAGGCAUAAAUAAAAUUUGAGACCUGGCAAUCACGAAAGUGCAUUUUUGUUAAAAAAAAAAAACUAAUAAUGCAUUAA